GUUGAGAGGUAACGUCUUAUUCUGUCAUGUUUGCCGGUCCGGUGUUUCAGUCAUGGCCGCUAUUCGGGGACGCUAGUUCAUUUGCACAUCCUGCCGAACGCGAAGCGAAGUUUACGAGCGGCGCGAAUGCAUGAAAAGUCAACCGCGAGCGCUGAGAAAUGGGCGAAAUGAGUGCGUUCAUCCGAACGUUUCACCUGUCGAAAAUUCAAGUAGGGAUAGAAGCCCCGCUCCGGUCUCCUCAGUCGGGACGGAGGACAAACUGACCUCGUCUGCGGUGGAUACGAGGCACCCGAACUGACCGCCGGUAGGACUUCCAGCGAAGGUUUGCUUACAGGGAUUCUUUCUUACUGCUACUUGUCUGCACGUUCCCUGAUUUCCCAGUGUAAUAACCGAUUGUAAGACACCCAGCCAGCUUCAGUCACUCUCAUAACACCUCCCCACCAGAUUUGCCCAGGGAUUUUCAAGUGGACGUUUGAGGCCCCCAGGAUGUCAUCUCAGGAGGAGAACCCAUCAGCCGCAGCCAUGAGAAUGCUGACCAGCUUGGGCCUGGAACUGAAAGACCUGGCCCUAUUGGCUGACAUCCCCGAUGAACUCAUCACAGAGGAGACCCUCCCACGUCUCCUGUUACAAAUUAAGAACAACCGGACUGCGAAAGAAACGGGGACAUUUAAGCAGGACACCGCGAGGACAGCAGAGACAUUCAGGCUGGAUGCUGGUUUGCCAUUUGAUCACCAUUCCAACCAGAGAAUGGAAUUGCUCCUGCGAAGGGAUUCGCCUCCUGUAAAAGAGUCCUCAAAACUGGAUUUGUCCCCACAAAGGCCCGUCAAACAGGAUCUGCCCCGACAAAGGACUUCCAAAUGGGAUAUACACCCAAGCACAAGUACAUAUAAUGUUAGCUUAACAUCUGAAGCACGUGCAGAUUUAAGCCCGCACCCUAACACGUCUUUUUACCAAAGCUCCACCUCUUUCCCAAGUUCUACCCCCAAGCCAAGCCCAACCAAUUACCCAAGCUCCACCCAUUAUCCAAGUUCCACUCGUUAUCCAAGCUCCACCCCCUACCCAAGACCAACUAAUUACCCAAGCUCUUCCCAUCAUCCAAGUUCCACUCCCUAUCCAAAGCCAACUUAUUACCCAAGCUCCACCCCUUAUCCAAGCCCCAUCCCCAACCUAAGCUCCGCUGGUCACCCAAGCUCCACUGAUCACCCAGGCUCCACCUCCAACCCACACACCAUCACUUACCCAAGACCCACUCCCAACCCAAGCUCCACCUCUCAUGCAAGCUCAUUUCAAUCAUCAUCACCUCAUCUUUCUGCCAUUGAUGUCUUCAGUGGUUCUGGCCCACUGAGCAAGACCCCUGUCCAGCUUGUUCAGUACCCUUUGGACCACUGCUCCCGGACCCAACUGCCUCAGCACCAAGCAGCAACUGCUCCAACCCCAGUUCGUCCCCAGAAGCCACCAGACCCACUGAAUAACUUGGCAGCCCAGUUGAACACCAUUAUGGCAGCUGGCUUGUUUUCAGCCAGCAUGGCGUGUUAUUAUGGCGUUGGCCUCAACUUCGAUCAGAGAGCCGUUCCAUCCAACUCCGGAAAAUCUGACUCUGAUUCAAAGCGCGAUAACAAGCGCAAAAGAGCCACUGUCUCAGUGCCUUCUGAAAGCCUUGCCAGGGACUUUUAUGGAAACGCACCUGUGUUUUACCCGUACAAAUGUUCCCUCUGCUUCUUCUAUGCUGACAGUGAAGCUUCGUGGUGCAGCCAUGUCAGUGAGGAGAGGCAUACAGACAAAAUGCUGGACCUUCUUAAGAGGUACCCUGACUGGGACUGUCGUAUCGAGUCAACCCAAGAUGUGGGUGAACCACCUGGUGCCCAGGAAGUGGGAGAGAGGCCCAGGCGUCGAUCACGCAGGUCCUCGAGCUCCUCGAGCUCCUGGUCAGGCCACAGCAGUCCGAGGAGGUCGACAAAGGAAAGGGAGAUCGAGAGGGAAAGAAAAAACAGGGAAGCUGACGAGAGGAUGGAGGAAUGCCUGGUGAUUGCCGGAUUUUCCCAAAACGCGAUUCAGAAGAAAGACCUGUUGCACCUCCUCGGAAGCAAAGCAGAUGUAGUGGGACUUCAUGUUUACGAUAGAUUUGCCAUUUUGAGAAUGAGUACACCUGAGUCAGCCAAAAAGGUUGUGGAUGGCUUCCUCAAGAACCCUGUGGUGAAUUUGAAUGUGGUGAGUUUUGAGCCUCUUCCCUCUGGGAAAGACUGGAGUAGUGAGCUGACUGCUUCAGCGAUGCAGUUUGGACCUGUCAGGGAUUCCCUGUUUCUGCCGACUAAGGCCUUUAUAGAAAUGUCAAACAUCACGGACGCUAAGAAGCUGGUGGAGCACCAUCAGACCAAUGCCCUUCAGCUCGAAGGACAAACUGUUGACGUUUAUCUCUCCUCAGAGUUCUUCUCACUGAAAUAUGUCUCCUCCAGGAAACAAACGGAGAAGAGCUCUAAGAGGAAGAGGAGUACUCACUCCCGUUCACGCUCGAAGAGCAAGAAUAGGAGUGAGAGGGAGAAGAGAGCGACGGAGAGAAGUCUGACGCCUGGUCGAAAACAACAGACAGAAGCUGGGAUGCUUUCAGCUCCCCUCACCUCCUCUGUGAGCACCUUAGACGGCCAUCACCCGACCAACACCUCUUCCCCCUCCUCCGCCGAGCAAGCUCGCCACACCCAUCAGAGCCCUGUCAAGAAGGAUUGCGACACAGGCAAUCAGGAACCUGAUUUCUUAAGGAACCUUGAGAACUGUAUCACCUUAGAUGAGCCAGAUGAGUCGUCUCCUGAUGAAGAAAGACCAGAUGAUGACCCCGAGGUUGAAUGUGGUCUGAGCAGGGUGCUGGUCUUCAGAAACCUCAGCCAGAGUCAAUUCGCAGAUGAGGACUUUCUCAAGGUUGUUCAGGACUAUGGCAAAGUGACACGCUACAUCCUCCUCCAUACUACACAAGAGGCUUUAGUUGAGAUGUGUAGCUCUUCUACUGCAAUGAGAGCAGCGAGGGAAAUCCAUAAUAAGAAAACCAGCUUCAUGGGAGAGCCCUUAAUGCCACGGAUGUCUAAGAAGUACAAACGGCUUUUACCUGGGUGGAGUGGCAGCACAGCUAAGGAACCAUUAGGCUCCAAACCCAAUGAAAUAUCCUCAGAAACAACAGGCCAGGAAAAGAAUCUUGAAGAAGAGAAGACCAAAAAAAGUAGUGUCCCAAUCCCAAUGGACAAGAAGACUAAAGAAGAAGAGCGUUUGUCAGGGAAUACCAACGACGAACAGAGGGGUGUUUGCUCGGAAAAGUCCUCUGAUUGCAGAGAGGUCCCAGGUGAGGCUAGGGCAGUAAAGGACCCCGUCCUCAGUGUCACAGAUCCAGAGAAUAUGGAUGAAACAAACAGGAGGAAUGAGGAGGAAAUGGAGAACGAGGCCCUUCCCUCCACAGCCUCGGUGGAACAGAAAGUGGAGGGAAUGAUGGAGGUGAAGACUAAAAGGCCUGGACAGCAAGAAGGGACUUGUGGGAAGGUGCCAGAGGAAGGAUAUGACGCUGCCAAACCUCAAACCCGGACCAGGGGGAGAAGAAAGGCUGCCAGAGGGGAGGAGUUAAAGUUGUCGGUUAUCCCAGUGGACUCAGAGAAGAAUGCCAAACUCCCAGUUACUAGAAUCACCAGGAACAGGACUGCUGUAACCCGAGCCACCCCCGUACCAGAAUGUGAGCCCACACCUAAGACCCAUCGAGACCCUGAGGAAGAUGUCUUGCUUAGCAAGAGGGCCAAGAGAUAUUCUUCUACGAAGAGGACUACAGAGAGCAAGGGAACCUCCGUUCCUCGAACACCUGGUGGACCAGCAUCACAGGAAGGUACAGCAAACAUGCCACAGAAGAGAGCAGAUAGCUCGGUCUUGUCUGCUUCUGGUUCAGAGAUGGGAAGUAAAGUAGUUAUGGAGGAGACUGGGCCUAAACCAGCCCUACAGGUGGAUCAGAAAGCAUCAGGACCUGAGGGGAAGAGUGACCAAACACUGGAAGAACAUAAAGAAAGGGCAUCCGAGAGAAAGACGAAUGAGUCUGAUCGAGAAACUGGUGAUCCAUCAGCUUCUGUGCCUGACACAGAAAACACUAAAACCAUUUUAGAGAAGAGUGAAAUAGCGGUGAAUACUGAACUAACUCCGGAAAUGGAGAUUGACACUGAAAAGCAAACCAUGAAAGCAGGGCCAUUGUCGGUGCAGAGCAGUCCAGAUCCAUGGGACCUCAUCAGAGACAGUGGUAUUGAAGCACCACAACUCCAGACCACAAAGGGCUUCAGGGGGAGAAGACGGAGGGCUGUCAGAGGGCAGAAGUUAAAGGUGUCUUUGGUCCCACUGGAAAACGAGACCAACGCUGAGGUCCCAGUGACAAGUAACACCAGGAAGAGAAUCACUCGAGUCCGAGAACUGAAGGUUGAAGACGAAUCAGAUCCAGUUCAGGAUUCAUUGGAGGCAAAGGACAGGGCAGAGCUCUCUACUGACAAAGAUGACUCACCUACAGAUGUUCCUGAAAGAAACAGCAGCAGGCCAGUAAAAAGAAAAGCCUCAGUGAUGAGAGGCACAUCCAGCAAAACCACUGUGGCCCAGAAUGUUACUCAAAGGACAGUUCUCAAUGAGGAGGUUACCACAGAAAACCCUGAAAGUCUCAAGGAGCUGUUCUCCAAGUCAGGAGGAGGAAAGGAGGACCAAGAAAAGGAACACACCUGUGGAGUGUUCCGGUCAAACAUGGAGGCUGAAACUGCUCAAGACAUCGGCUGCAGUGGACCAGCAUCACAGGAAGGUUACACAGAGAGACCACAGAAGAACAGAGCAGUGUCAUCUGCUUUUGAUUCAGAGAUGGAAAGUAAACUAGGUAUGGGGGAGACUGGACUUGAACCAGCCCUGCAGAGGAACCACGCAGCAUCAGGACCAGAGAGGAAGAGUGACCAAACAUCAGCAGAGCAUAAAGAAAGAGCAUCAGGGAUGAAGAAGAAUGAGUCAGAUGCAGAAAUUGGUGAUGAUCCAUCAGCUGACACAGCAAAGACUAAAACAAAAGUAGAGAAGAAGAUUGAAAUAGAAGCAGAGAAAACUGAACCAACACCAGAAACAGAGGCUGAAUCCAAUGAGAAAACAGUGGGAACAGGGCUGUUUUCAGUGCAGAACAGUCAGGAUCCAUGUGCCCUCACCAAACCAGUCGUGUGGAGAGGAAUGGAGAUGGAGCUAAACUGUCAGCAGGAGGAUUCUGGGAAACUGGAGGAAGAGGAGACCAAGGUUGGAGAACAUUGCAUCAAAGUUCAGGUGGAACAGAAUUCAUAUUCUGCGGAAAGUGAUCCAGAGCUGGAUGACCCCGGCAGCCCAGUUGGAAUUGAGUUUAUCUAUCCUGUUACUGGUUACUUCUGCGACCUGUGUGAGGUCAUCUGUGUCACUGAGGACGAAGCCAGGGACAAACACUGCACUAGUCUUUCACACCGGCAGAUGUUAAAGAAGCACGCUAGUGAGAAGAACGGCUCUGCACUGUAAAACGUCCACCAUGGCGGAGGGGUCACGUUGAGGGUCCAGCCUGUGACGGUCUUGAUGCUAACAUUAACGGCAGAAGGCUUUGACCUGGUUCCUACUGUCAACUCAGACCCAGAAAAGUCUCCCAAGUUUAGGUUUGUUUAUUCCAGGCGUGAAAAAAGUGACAAAACAUGCUGCCUGGCGUGUCAGAAUUUGUUUGCUAGGAUUUCAAUAGAAACUUGCUGCUGCUACGUGUAUCUUCCUUGUGAAUAAGUUUAUGAUUGAAUGGGCGUCCUGUUGUCAGAGGGUUACUGUUGAGGAAUGGAUAUGUGAAAGAAAAUUAA
Messenger RNA from Lampris incognitus (smalleye Pacific opah), 5834 nucleotides. RefSeq lists its product as uncharacterized. The record is from RefSeq and is a predicted model, not a curated record. Gene Ontology annotation, molecular function: nucleic acid binding; zinc ion binding. Lineage: Eukaryota; Metazoa; Chordata; Actinopteri; Lampriformes; Lampridae. The transcript is spliced from 22 exons. Bases 487 to 5514 code for a protein of 1675 amino acids.